AUGACCAUGAUGAUGACGAUGGUGAUAAUCAUUAUGAUGAUGAUGAUGAUGAUGAGGUGUGGCCAAACAGGUACAAGUGUCCAUACGGUGUCCAUACAGGUACAGGUGUCCAUACAGGUGUCUGUACAGGUACAAGUGUCCAUACAGGUGGCCAAACAGGUACAAGUGUCCAUACAGGUGUCCAUACUGGUACAGGUGUCCAUACAGGUGUCUGUUCAGGUGGCCGAACAGGUACAGGUGUUCGCACAGGUGCCCGUACAGGUGUCUGUGCAGGUGGCCGAACAGAUACAGGUGUCUGCACAGCUGGCCGAACAGGUACAGGUGUUCGUACAGGUGUCCGUACAGGUGUCUGUGCAGGUGGCCGAACAGGUCUCUGUGCAGGUGGCCGAACAGAUACAGGUGUCUGCACAGGUGGCCGAACAGGUACAAGUGUCCAUACAGGUGGCCGAACAGGUACAAGUGUCCAUACAGGUGUCCGUACAGGUGUCUGUGCAGGUGGCCGAACAGAUACAGAUGUCUGCACAGGUGGCCAAACAGGUACAAGUGUCCAUACAGGUGUCCGUACAGGUACAGGUGUCCACACAGGUGUCUGUACAGGUGUCUGUUCAGGUGGCAGAACAGGUACAGGUGUUCGCACAGGUGUCAGUACAGGUGUCUGUGCAGGUGGCCGUACAGGUUGCCGUACAUGUACAGGUGUCCAUACAGGUGACCGAACAGGUACAGGCACCUGGUCAUACAGGUGGUUAUAAGGUGCCUGUACAGGUGGUCGUACAGGUGGUCGUCAGGUGGCUGUACAGGUGGUCGUCAGGUGGCUGUACAAGUCCGUACAGGUGGUUGUCAGAUGGCCAUACCGGUGGUUGCAGGUGGCCGUACAGGUGA
Molecule: messenger RNA, 879 nt
Organism: Epinephelus fuscoguttatus (brown-marbled grouper)
Lineage: Eukaryota; Metazoa; Chordata; Actinopteri; Perciformes; Serranidae
Exons: 3
Coding region: 1-879 (292 amino acids)
Source: RefSeq, a predicted model, not a curated record